AUGACCAUGCUGUUUGCGGUUGUCUCCUUCCUCAUCUUUGGCGCCUUUUUCCGCAACCCGCUCCCGCUAUACGGCCGUAACAUUCCGGCGACGCUUGAGACGGUGCUUCUUCCAAGGCGUGAGCUGGAGGCUGCUGUGGUGGCCACCGGUGAUGGAUCGGCCGGAGCGAGGCCAAGCGAGCCCUUUGCCAAGUUUCGCAUCGCCAACAAGCGCGGGUUCGGCGUCAAAGACGCGGUCAUCACGGCAUCGAUUGCGUCGUUUAGUGUCCCUCCACUUGUGGCGGGGACAGUCCGAUGCAAUCCGCUGGCGGCCACGCUGCUGGUGCAGCAGUACGCGUAUCUCUGUGAUGCCCUGCUCGACGGCACCGCCACCACCGAUGCCAACGGCGUGGCCGUCUUUGACGCCACCCGCUUUGCGCCCGGCACGCAGCCAGGCAAGUACAACGUGACCUUUGUCAGCGGGCCGUUCUCGACCUCGGUCGAAGUCACUGUCACCUCGCCGGUCGCUUAUCUCGACUUUACUGUCCCGCCGCUCGCCUCGCUCAGCGACUUUACUGGCGUGUUUAUCGGCGACUCGGCGUCGAUUCCGUUCUAUGUCACUCCGUACGACGCCGAGGGCAAUCCGCUCGCCGGCCGCAUUGUACGGCUUGUCUCGCGCUCGAUCGACGGCUCGAUUGUUAUUCCCGUCGACGAGUACCACCCAACCCGUGCCGACAAGGUCGUCUACCUCCCGCUCCCGCAGUCGGACAAGGUUAUUCUCCUCGAGAACAACGUGGCGACAACCAACGCCACCGGCGCCGCCGCCUUUGAAGCCCUCACCGUCGUGGCUGCCUCGCAUCCGGUCGCCUAUCUCACUUUUAUCUGCGACGGCGCCGCCCUCGACCUCUUUGCCGACGCCUUCCGCCCGCCGAUUGUGUUCACCGACGCCGAUGCCAUCACCAUUGUCGAGCAGCCGUCGGCAACCGUUGUUGAGGGCCAGCCACUGGCGGUCCAGCCGCGGCUGAGGGUGACCAACGCCGCCGGGGCCGGCCUCGCCGGACGAACAGCCUUUGCGCUCAUCGCCCGCCGCGACGGCGUGCCCGAGCCCGAGUUUCUGCAGUACGUCAAUCCGCUCGAAGACCGCAAGCAGCUGACCAACCCCAUUUCGGGCAAGACUGACGCCGACGGCUUUGUCACCUUUGCCAAUCUCGGCUUUGGCAUCGACGGCCCCGCCGGCGUCUACACCCUCGUCUUUGUCGUCGACGGACUCGGCUCAGAAGUGAGCCAGGACAUUACGGUGACGACGACUGUUGCCACAGUCUCGGUCUCAUACUUUCCGGUCCUCCCCAUUUCAGUCCCGUACGAGGAGGUCAACUUUCCGGUUGUCGCCAUCUCGGACGCCAAUGGCCGGCCGGUUCCCGGCAAGACGCCCAAGCUCAUCCCCAACCCGCGCGCACGCGGCCAGUCGCACGCUCAGCCUUCACUCGCCAACGGGCUCGCCUUCUUUGACCUGCUUACCGUCACCGCCGUCGACUUUGACUCGACGUACGGCGUCGACCCCAUUCCGUUCCCGCCGACCCAUCUCACCUUUGUUGUCGACGUCGAUGGCGUCCGCACCUCGCUCAACGUCUCCUUUGUCCCGGCGAGUGAUCAGUACGUCGCGCCAGUGGCGACUUGGAUCGAGACCGUCACCCCGCCGCCAGCGCUCAUUCUUCCCACCGACGUCCUCAACGUCUCGCUCACGCUCCUCAAUGCGUUCAUGGAUCCGAUUCCGCUCACUCCGUCCAUUCUCUUCUCCAACCCACUCAUUCCCUCGGGCAUCUUCUUCCAGACCGCGGUCCGGCUCGUUAACUCGGCGACGUUUGUCAGCACAUAUGAGCUUAUUCCCGCCACCGCCCAGGUCGACUACUACAACACAACGCUUGUGGACGAGCCGUGGCGCGCGACUGCCUUUCCAUACCUCUUUGGUGUCAAUGGGUACACUGGCUCGUUCACCUACCAGAUCUCACUCGCGCCCGGCGGGAGUGCCAACGCCGGCCGGUCCUCGCCGGUUGCCUCGAACCUCUUCGAGGCUGUGCUUUACAACCCGAUUUCGACCUAUCUUUCUUCGGUCCAAGCCGAUCUCUCGGUUAUCGUCCGCGACGACGCCAACGCACUCGUCCCCAACUCUUACGUCCAGCUCAACGUUCUGCCGUACACCUCGGUCGACGUCACCUUUCUCUCGCUCCUCGGUGAAGUGCCGCUGACGGGCGUGGUCUCAUCGGCCGUCGCAGGCUUCACCAACGCCUCGGGCGUGUGCGCGUUUGGCGCGCCGACGUUUUUGCCCAACGUUGUCGGCCCGGUCGACGUCUUUUUCUACGCCGGCGGCAAGCUCCUCACCGGGCUGGUCAAGGUCAACGUUCCGCGGGUGGUAGCCAACAUCACCAUUGUCACGCCAGCAGUGUACUUUGAUGCCACGGCGCUCGACAGUGCCAACGCCGACGUCAUGCCGUUCUUUGUUCCGUUUACCACCCAGCCGCAGGUCCGCCUCCUCGACGCUGCCGGUGACCCUGUGGUCGGCGCGCGCGCGCUCAUUGCCGUCGCUCAGGAUCCGACGACCUACAGCUACUUUGAACAGUCGGACGAGGCAUUUGUCGGACGGGUGACCGUAGCGUCUGGAGAGGAAGCCAAGGUUGCCUCGAUGUUUUCUCUGCCUUCCGACGCCACCGGCCUUGCUACUUUUGAAGACAUCGGGGUGUGGUACGCGGUCGGCGCCGACGGCUCUCCGCUCAAAACGCCAGCGACGCUCCGUCUGCGGUACUUUUCCGACGGUGGCGCCGGCAUCGAUGGUGGGCCGAUUCACGACGUGGGGACGCCCAACACGGUCCGAGUUCUCGAUACUGUCACCAUUGCCAUUGUGCAGCAGCCGUCGUCGGUCGCCUCGCUUGGCGUUCCGUUUGCAAAGCCGAUCACCCUCUCGCUCACCACGGCCUCGGGUGUGGUGCCGGAUGUAACGUAUGCCACGGUCUCGGUGGUGUCCGGCCCUGUAGUGACCAACGCCGACGGCAGCAACACGUCGCUGGCGGCAUCGGCGCGGAUUUCCCAGUCGCUGUGGCCGUUCCAGGCUCGAUCCAAGUUUGUGGUCGAUACCAAGUUCGAGCGCGGCGCCGCCGGGCGGUACGAGCUCGCGGUCUCGUUCCCCGGUGCGCCAUCGGUUGUGCUCGAGCCGAUCGAGCUGACGUCGCGGGUCUCGUCGCUCCGGCUGGUGCGCCAACCGCCACUGGUUGUUCCAGUUGGCGGCCUCUUUCGCAUCUCGGUGCGGGCGUCGAUCAAGAGCGGCGCAGUGCUUGGCGGAGUGGUUGUCCAGGCGCGGCUCAUCCGCGGAACUACGAGCGUGGCCAAGGCCAUCCGGCUCGACCAGAUCGGACGCAACCGACUCGACGCGUCGCGCGUUUCCAACGCCACCGAUACCAACGGCAUUGCCGACCUCUCGCUCACGGUCGAGUCUGCCGAGCCCGGUCUCUUUACCCUCGUCAUCACCACCACCGACGGCCUCGUCGCCUCGCUGCCGUCGCGGCCGUUUCUUGUCACCAACAAUGUCAAGAAAGUGACAUUGCUCCAGCAGCCGACUGGCCUCGCCAAGCCGCUCAUUCCGACGCGGACCCUCAACGGGCGGUCCGACACGGUUCUCAUCACGUCCGAGGGUGACCAAGGCGUGUCGACAAUGCAACAGCCGGUUGUUCGGGUGACUGGCGACCUCGGCGACGCCAAGAACGUCCCGCUCCCCGGCGUCGCCAUCGAGGCCGUUGUCGUCCAGUCGUCGACCACAGACGGAAGUCUCUCCGGGACGACCAUCACCGCGCAGGAUGUGUCGCGGCCGGAGCUGCUCUGGAGCCGCGGAACGGCGGUGAGCGACGCCAAUGGCGUGGCGCGGUUCUCGGACCUGCGGUUCACUUCGGGUGCAACCGGCGCGUACCGGCUCAUUUUCCGCGGGCGCGGCAUUGAGUCUGUGGCGUCGGCGCCGUUCCUGGUCACCAACGUCCUGGUUCCUGACGCGGAGCGGCUCUCAUCGUUCCGAGCAUUUGUCUUUGUUGUCCUCAUCCUCAUGCUGCCGAUGCUGUAUGGCAACAUCAUGGGCAACUCGCGGUACGCCAUUGUGGGUGCGGACGCGUUCGAGGUCACGCUCAACGUGGUGACGAUUGUGGCGCUGCUCGCGGUGCUAGUCUGGUUCGUGGUGGUUCUCGUCGGCACCUUCCGUGGCGCGGCCACGUUUGUGGAAAAGCGCGAGGUUCUCGCCUUCGAGACCGUCAAGCGGCUGCUCUCGCCGACCCAUGCGAAUCAGUACUGGGAGGACAAGCUGCGGGAGGCUGCCGGGUCGCGGAUUCGGCGGUGGCGGAUUGCGCUCGCUGACAAGCUCCCGAGUGUGCUGGCCGACAAGAUCGACCCCGGCCCGCUCGACGAUGGAAGCGGCAACCCGUUUGAGCCGUUUGAGACCAAGGCUGACUUUGUCUACCCGCAGCGGCUCGUCAUUGCCGCGUUUGUGGCGGGCUUUUUUGUGGCAAUCAUGACGCUCGGCGCGGUUGUCGCAGUCCUCUGGGUCCGGUACUACGCCGAUCUUGCGUUCCAACAGCUGCUCAAGGUCGAGCUUCUCUUGGAGCGGCAGCAGCAGGCACUGCAGGCUACGGCUGCGGCGUCUGGGCUCGAUACGUCUGCAGGCGAUCUCAAGGUGGCGCUCUCGGCAUCGUCGUCACUCUCGCACUACUUGGUGGGCCUAGUCUCGUCGCCGGUCUUCACCGAGCUCCGCAAAGCGCUUCUCGACGCCGGUGCGGUGGCGGUGGUAGGCACGCUCAUCUUUGUGGGCGUCAUGUGGUAUCUGCUCCUUGUCAACUACCGCAAGAACGUGUUUCGGCUCCGGCGCGGGCUGGUGGACAAGGUAUUGUACAAGCAGAGCAAGUACAAGGCGCUCCGCGCGCCGGCGUACAUCGGCAUGCAGACGGUGCACACACUUGCCGGCUACGCGACAACCUUCCUCAUUCUGUGGAUUCUUGUGCAAAAGUUUAUCAUUGCCAGGUACGUGGUCUCGAGCGACCACCCGUUCCUCCUCCCGAACCCACGGUGGUGGUCGCUCUAUGAGCUCGUCUAUACCUUUCUCAACAUUGUCAACGGCGUCUCGCUCACGAUUGUGCGGUUCUCGGGCGCGCUCGGCGCGCUCGUCUUUACCUUUUUGCGAAUGGACUACCCGGUGGUCAACAAGACCCGCGAGCACGCCGACCCAGGCUUCCACGCCUACGUGGCGAUGCUCCUCCUCGAUCACGUCCACAACAACCCUGUGGUGGUCGUCGCCUCGCAGAUCUUCAUCCAGUCGCUGCUGUACGGGCGGGCGCGCGACGGCGCCGACAUUGUACCGUACCGGCUGCGGAUCGACGACCCGGACUCGGGCUUUCCGUCGCCUCCCAAGCCGCGGCUCUCGCCGACGGCGCGGCGAGCCCGGCUCCGGUGGGCACUCGCCGUCACCCUCAUCAACAAUCCGUCGUUGAGGGCAGAGCGCUGGUUUGCACUCGAGGCCGCCGCUGCCGCCCGCGCCGUCCUCCGCGCUCCAGGCCUGGUCGUCACCAGCCACACAACACUCGACGACGAGAUGUUUGUGGGCGCGGUGGCUGCCGGCAACACCGAUGGUCAGAGGGCAGCGCCGAUCGGCGCCAGCAGGGUCGUCUCGACGGCGCCUGCACUCGACGGCGGCUCAAACUCGGCCGACGGCGUUGAGCUCGAGAUGUUUCCGGGUGUGACGGCGGUGUCUGUUGCGCCUGCGCCUUCGCAUCACCCCGCCCAUGCGUUGUCCGAGAACUCGUCCUCCGAGCACUCGAGCACUCCAGAGUAAACACAUCAUCCUAACCCUGCAA
Molecule: messenger RNA, 5857 nt
Organism: Thecamonas trahens ATCC 50062
Lineage: Eukaryota; Apusomonadida; Apusomonadidae
Exons: 3
Coding region: 1-5835 (1944 amino acids)
Molecular function (GO): retinol transmembrane transporter activity; signaling receptor activity
Source: RefSeq, a predicted model, not a curated record